AUGUCAUUGCAGCAGAAUGCUGGGCCAUGGUCAUUUUCUUUGAGUCAUCUCAGUCUAGAACACUUGAAUUCUCACCAAAACACACUGUCUCCACUUCAGACUCCAAGUGGAUCCUUUCAAUCACUCCAGAACAUUUCACCUGGUCCAACAACUCAGUCUUCUGCCCCAAGUGCAAAUGGUGAAGAAGGCUUCUCACAUUAUUAUCAUGUACUGCAAAUUCCACCUGCACAAGAUCUUCAUUCAUCACACAGUGGGCUGUACACUACUUUGAUGCAAGCAAUGCCUCCACAGAAUUUUCAUAUGCUCUGCACAAUGUGGGGACCGCCUCAGUACAACCCUACUAAUGCAUCAUCACCUUUGCAUUUACCUGUGGCCGGGCUUAGACAACCCCAGGAUAUGAUGCCACAAAGUGCUAUGAAUGCACCCUGUCAGAAUACAACUGGCAAGGUGGUCAACACAGGUGUAGCAGAGAAGAGAAGCCGGAAAUGCAAAAAUAUGACCCCAGCUAGCAGAACAGCACCUGCUCAAAAGCGACAGAAGGCAGAUGCCAGUACAGCUGCUACCACACCAGCAACAGCAGCUGCUGUAUGUGGAGUUGGGCCUGUGUCAACACCAUCCUCCAACACUGUGCUGAUUAGUGAACCUUCAAUUGCAGCAGCAGGCAACAUGGCUAUUCCAACUGGCUCAGGACCAGUUCCUCAGGCAAGACAGCCUCCACGUGAUACAAAGGUUGCUGCUUCUGAUGUGUGGUAUUUCAUGUGGGCAGUGAAUUCCCCCGAAAAACCAGACAAAAUACCAGAGAAUCAGCCAAGGUUAAUGAAAAAGCCCAACUCACCAUAUGUUGCCUGUUGA
This is a messenger RNA of Suillus subaureus, 852 nucleotides long. RefSeq lists its product as uncharacterized. Bases 1 to 852 code for a protein of 283 amino acids. Lineage: Eukaryota; Fungi; Basidiomycota; Agaricomycetes; Boletales; Suillaceae. The record is from RefSeq and is a predicted model, not a curated record. The transcript has a single exon.